Molecule: messenger RNA, 3535 nt
Organism: Coregonus clupeaformis (lake whitefish)
Lineage: Eukaryota; Metazoa; Chordata; Actinopteri; Salmoniformes; Salmonidae
Product: PWWP domain-containing protein 2A
Exons: 3
Coding region: 30-3041 (1003 amino acids)
Cellular component (GO): nucleus
Molecular function (GO): histone binding; chromatin binding
Source: RefSeq, a predicted model, not a curated record
CCUGGCCGUAGAAGCAAAGCGGAAAGAAAAUGGCGGCCGUGGCUGCGGAGCCAGGAGCUAUUGCGGCAUCAACAACAACAGCGGGGAACGGUGGUGAUUACGAACCGGUGCCGGGGGCCAAAAUCGACUCCGAUGCGACGCAGGAGUACGCACCAGUAAUGGACCUUGUUCACCAACUCAAGGAUGGGGAUGCAGUUCAGGAAUGCAGCCAGGUCCAAAUGGAGCUAGUGAGCAGGCCAGACCUAGAAGCAGCGGGAAAAGCCCUCGCUGCUCGUGCAGAGGAUGAACACAUCGAGGCAGGCUGUCUCGGGGUCGGCGUAGAAAAAACCGAGAACCAUGCUCGUGAGGGCUAUGGUUCGAAAUACACCAUGUCGAGGGCAGAACGUUUGAAACAGUUUUUUUCGCCAAAUGUUGAACCUGCAAACGAGGUCAGUAAGCACGAGCCCUACGCCUGCCUUCAGAAUAGCUCAAUCUCCGAUUCACAGCCAUCGGUGGUCUUUUUGCAUUCGUUCCCUGCGCAACCUGUAGCAACGGAGGCUGGGCUGUCGUUAGCAGAACCAGCAGAACCCAUUAUCGAUUACUAUCAGAACCCAGAAUUAACCCAACCUACUAGUAUCGAGUGUGACUAUAGAGCUUUAAUUAAACCGUCUCACGAGGCUGAACUGGAUCCUGAACCCGCAGAUGAAUUUCCUUCUGGCUCCGAGUACAAGAACGACGACUCCUCGGAAGCUGCUUCGCUUGAACGUCCCCAGUCCAUAGACCACGUCGACUCUCUACCGAUUCUAGAGAGGGAGACAGUCAUUGGGACACCCAUGGAGACUGGUUACAUGUGUGACUUUUCGAGCAUCACAACCCAGAACCCUCCGAGACCCGAGGUUCCUGUAAUGCCAGUGGACCCGGUUCCCACCUUGGCAGAACUGGGAGACUCGCGCUCACCACAGAGGUUCGAAACGAACUUCAAUGAAAGCGAUCCAGUAUCGAAACCUUCUCCCGCUGUGUCCGGUUCUGAAACUGGGGAUGUACAGGCCGAGUCAGUGGACAACCUGAUACCUGGGUCCGAGGUUCGAGUAUCUCUGGAUCACAUAAUAGACGACGCACUGGUGGUGUCCUUUCGGUUAGGCAAGAAAAUCUUCUCCGGGGUUCUGAUGGACCUCUCUAAAAGGUUUGGACCCUAUGGAAUUCCAAUCACUGUGUUCCCCAAGAGGGAAUACAAGGAUAAACCUGAAUCUAUGCAGCUAAAGACGGAACAACUCCAGCCAGAGUCUGGGAAGGUGGAAAAGCCAGUCCAGGAAAACCCUGAUGGCCAAGUCGUCGCAAUCCCUGAACCAAACCCUGACCCCCAGCCUGAGCCUAACCCAUGGACUUCAAAACCUCCCCCACUGUUUCAGGAAGGAGCCCCUUACCCUCCGCCUUUGUUCAUCAGGGACACCUACAACCAGUCGUUACCUCAGCCGCCUCCCCGCAAGAUCAGGCGGCCCAAGCGCAGGCUGUACCGCGAGGAGCCCACCUCCAUCAUGAACGCCAUCAAGUUGCGGCCCCGCCAGGUGCUCUGUGACAAGUGCAAGGGGGCUGUCACGACCGUGGAGAAGAGGGAGCCACGCAGAGGCCCUGGGUCGGACUCUAGGGGCGAGGACGCCAAGCGGAGACGCAACGACAGUGCAGCCACUGUCAGCAAGCGGCCGCGUAAUGACCCCCGCUCAGAGGAGAAGGGCCGUGCUGCUGAGGUGGCCAAACGGCAGGUCUCCUCCUCUUCCUCCUCUCUGGUCCAGGUGAAGGGCGGAGCUGGAGGGAACAGGGUCCUGAGGGCAACCUCCACCACAACAUCAUCACCGGUCAACAGCGGCUCCAGAGUCCAGCUCAAUGCCAAGAAAGUGCUGCGGAGCAAAAAUGUUGAUCACUCCAAGGCCCGGGAGGUGCUGAAACUGGCCAAGGCCCAGAAGAGGCAGAGGGAGACUACGGUGGUCACUGACAGCAGUGGCAACGCCAAGACGAUGACGAGGGCAGCCGCCCUGCAGGAGGCCCACGCACACCAGAAGGUCCACUUCACCCGACGGCUGCAGCAGAUCAGCGGGGUGGGACCAAGCAACGCCACCCCUCUCCCACCCAGGAUGCGCAUCAAGCCCCAAAGGUACCGUAGUGAAGAGAAUGACUCUUCUACAUGUAAGCCGCCUUGCCUGGAGAAAGUGCCAGGAAGUGACCGUUUGUCCCCUCCAAAGCCAGACGCGCCCCACUGCACCGCCACACACUCCUCCUCCUCCUCCUGCUCCACAGGCCAAGCCACUGCUGCUGAAAGCCAGGGCCCAGAUAACGGGCCAGAACCUGAGCUCUAUCCUCAGCCCCAGCCCCAAGUGGAGCCCCCCACAGCCAUGGAGCACGGCGACCCCAAGGCGGAGCAGGGUGGGCAGGAGGAGAGGCGGGAGACGCGUGGCAGCAAGGCUGGCAACCUUGUCGUUUACAUGACCCUUAACCCCGGCCAGCCCGACUCCUCUAAUACGUCCAUGUGCAGCGUUGAUAGUGCAGACGACUUGAAGUCCUCAAACUCAGAGUGUAGCUCUACCGAGACCUUUGACUUUCUCCCUCCCGGGGAUUUGCACACGCCCCCCGCCCCCGGCACGUCCUCAGCAGUCGCUGACCUGUCGCCUGCCCCUACGGAAGAGAAAAAGCCCUGUAAAUCUCAGAAAGUAUUUUCAAAAAAUGUGUCUAAGUGUGUCUCUCUGGAGGGCAGGACCAUUUGCGUAGGGGACAUCGUUUGGGCCAAAAUAUAUGGCUUUCCCUGGUGGCCAGCCCGCGUCUUAGGCAUCCAGAUCAGCCGCAAAGAUAAUGGGCUCUUAGUCAGGCAGGAGGCCCGUGUCGCCUGGUUUGGUUCACCCACCACCUCCUUCCUGGCUCUUGCACAGGUCGCCCCCUUUCUAGAAAGCUUCCAGUCACGCUUCGACAAGAAGAGAAAGGGCUUGUACCGUAAAGCCAUCACAGAGGCAGCCAAGGCUGCCAAGCAGCUCACUCCCGAGGUUCGCGCCUUGCUUACGCAAUUUGAGACGUGAGGUGGUGCUGUGGAGAAGAGGAAAGUGCUGCAACGCUGAAGGGCUGCUGACGGGUCCUUUAAUCCUAACACUGCCAUUGGUUGCGAGACUGUCGGACGGAAGGACGUGUCCAGAAUUGAUGGCGACACGUCAUGGACAUAAUUAUUUUUUAUUUAAGUAUCGGAAGAAGGAACAUUUAUAUAUUUAUAAUGAAUAGCAGACCUACUCCUCCGGGCCUAUCCAUCGGAUUUGUUUUGAGCAGGCGUCCAGUUCCGCAAGCAUGUGACCUUAGUUUGAGUGAAGACAUCUGCAGUAGAUGAGCACACGUGGGUUCUCUGACUGUUUAUUGAUUACAUUGAAUACACACGUUGUGACAGGACACAGGAUUUUGCAGGGUUUUAUAGUGCGUUGAUCAGUGAUCUUAAAAUGCAAAGAUAAGAAGAGAGCUUUGGGCCAGUAACAGAAAGGUUGCUUGUUCGAAUCCCCGAGGCGACUAGGUGAAAAAUCUGUUGAUG